Molecule: messenger RNA, 1701 nt
Organism: Labrus mixtus (cuckoo wrasse)
Lineage: Eukaryota; Metazoa; Chordata; Actinopteri; Labriformes; Labridae
Product: von Willebrand factor A domain-containing protein 1-like
Exons: 5
Coding region: 130-1614 (494 amino acids)
Molecular function (GO): protein binding
Source: RefSeq, a predicted model, not a curated record
CAAGAACACUGGACAAUUUUUCACAGUGAUCUGCACGAUUUGUAAUUUAAGAGAAAGGUGUUUUUUUUUUCCCACCUACCUGAGUUAUUACUGAUCAUCACAGUAUCUUUUUUUAAAUACUGCUGAGAAAUGAAGAAGUCCUUUCUAUUGAGCUGUGUUCUUUUGUGGGCGAUCUUACGGCGGGCCAACAUGCAGGUUUCUUUACCUGCCACAGUGAUAAACUGCUGUGAAGGGGAUAUACUCCUCCUACUGGACUCUUCGGGAAGUAUAGCAAACUAUGAGUUCUCCCGCUUGUUGCAGUUUACUGCUGAGCUCCUUCACCCCUUCACAUUGGGCCGUGGGCACGUAAGAGUCGGCCUGCUACAGGUGGGCACACAACCCAACCUUGAGUUCAGCCUGGAUGUACACAGCACUCAGGAGAGCCUGCAAAAAGCUCUGCGGAGAGUCAACCAGCUGCAGGGAGACACAAACACAGAAGCUGCACUUAGGGUCGCCCAGCAGCUUCUGUCAAAGAUGGAGAAUAAUGUUCCAAAGAUACUGUUGUGGCUGACUGAUGGUGUGCAGCCUGGCGAUGUGGAUGAGCUGAUGACAGAGCUUAAGGCGCAGGGAGUUUAUGUGUUAGCUGUGUCUACAGUACAUGGCAACUAUCAGGUGUUACAGCGUGCAAUUACAUCACCUCUGGAGUCUCACCUCUACUCUGUGGACAUAGACAACAUUGAAAUCAUCACUGAGGACCUAAGGGAGGCAAUCAUCGAAAUAAUUCGAGCAGAGAGGCUGCGUGUAGUUCACUUGACUUCCUCCAGUGCCGUGCUGCAGUGGCGUCCUGUUCUGAGCACAGGCGAUGGUUACUAUGAACUCUACUACAUCUCUGAAUUGAUAUCAGACUCUGAGACUAGACAUAUUUUACCGGGCGACUCUAGCUGGGCAGAGAUAAUCAACCUGCAGCCUGACACCUCUUACAAAGCCUUCCUCCGCCCAGAGUCCAACCAGAGGCUGUUUACCACACUGUCUGUCAGCUUUCACACACUUCCAGAUGUUUUAAGCCCAGUGGUGGUCUCCCUGUCAGAUUCCGGCCCACAUCAGAUCCGUGUGAGCUGGGGUCCCUUGCAGCCGGCCCGAGUCCUUAGAUAUGUGGUUGAAUAUGGAACUAUUCCAAGUGGACCAAUUCAGACUUUGGUGUUAAACAGCCAGCAAAACUCUACCUUGCUGACAGGCCUGGAUCCUGGCACUCAGUACCUGGUUACAGUCAGCGCUCUUCAUGUUAAUGGAAAGGAAAGAGCCAUGUCUGUAAAGGCAUGCACUCAGGAGGAAACAGCUCUGCAAGCCUUGGUUGACCUUCAACUGACCUCUGUGGAUCUUCAGGAAGUGAAUGUGGCCUGGCAGGCCCAUCAGGAUGGCUUGAAAGGCUACUGGCUGAGCUGGGAGAGAGAUAGCCUGCACAGCUUUUACUGGAAGCCCUCCAUCUCCUCUGUCUACCUGCCUCCUACCUCUCGGGGAACACAACUCACACACCUUGCACCAAGCAGCCGAGUGUGCGUGUCACCAGUUUACAGCUCUGGUCAAGGAGAUGGGAUAUGCUGCACUGCAGAGACCCACAUAGGUUGGCUGAGCUGAUUACUGCUAUCUGCUUUUUUUUCGUAAUACAUGAAAUCCUGUUCACACUUUGUCAAUAUCACAUCAUUGAAUAAACCAAAAGUGAUG